Messenger RNA from Anopheles coustani, 4449 nucleotides. RefSeq names its product bone morphogenetic protein receptor type-2 (gene wit). Gene Ontology annotation, molecular function: transforming growth factor beta receptor activity; ATP binding. Gene Ontology annotation, cellular component: signaling receptor complex; plasma membrane. The coding region runs from base 352 to 3246 and encodes 964 amino acids. The record is from RefSeq and is a predicted model, not a curated record. Gene Ontology annotation, biological process: BMP signaling pathway; cellular response to growth factor stimulus; protein phosphorylation. The transcript has 7 exons. NCBI's taxonomy places the organism in Eukaryota, Metazoa, Arthropoda, Insecta, Diptera, Culicidae.
AACAGACUUCCACAUCGCGGCGUAAAACGAACGUCGCAAACAAACUUUCUUUGUAAUUUUCGGGAAUGUACGAUCGCGUAACAAAUUAAGGUUUGUGUUUUGCGCAAACAACCCGCUGGCCAGCCGUUGUGGAUGUGGACAUCGGAAGUGCCAUAAAUUGCUGAGAACAACAUUUCGGACGAGGAGCAUCACGAUCCGAGGACGGUCGAUAAAAUAUUAUAAACUGCCCUAUGAAAAUGCCUCAGCAGCAACGAAAUCAGUGAGCUGUGCAAGAAGCGCACCAACGGAAAAAAAACAACACACCAGUGCCAACCUGCUGCUCAUCGGUAUUUCAGAGUGUGUACGGCAAACAUGCAAAUCCCGUGCCACCACGAAGGCAAUCGCAAUGGAAAGCGGUCCACCGGCGUGGCAAACUCUAUCACGCGUUGGAAGCAGAGAGGUGGAGUGUGGUUGUUACGAUUAGGAUUCGUAUUGAUAUCAACUUCCUCGUUGAUUCCUACCAGUCUAGCAACCCCUAUUCAGGGACGAUGCUUGCAGUUCGGCACAACAUCGACGACCAAUACGCAGCAGCAAAACGGACAAGAAACUUCCGACGAUUAUAACUACAGCUAUGACGACCAGCCGGAACCAUCUGAUGAGCCCGUGUUUGAAAAGAAUGUUUCAACUAUAGUGACGUGCACUCGUUCUGCUCCGUUUUGCUAUACACUUUGGACAUACGACGUGACACAAAAUGUCACAAAAGUCGUCGUACAAGGAUGCUGGGGAUCGUCCGAUGAGCAGGAAUCGUGCAGUAGCACCAGUUGUGUCAGCACGACUGAAACACCGACUAAGCAUUUCUUCUGCUGCUGCACCGGAGACAGUUGCAAUGGGAACUAUAGCUACGUUCCACCGCCAACGACGGCCGAUGGGUUGAGCGUACGGGAGGACAGUGAAAGCAUAACCCCGUUCGCACCAUACACCUCGAUCUGGAGUUCACCCACGGUGUACAUUUGCUUCGCGGUUGUCGCCAUCAUGUUUAUGGCGUUUGUGGCCAUCUUCAGUUGCCGCCAGCUGCCUAAGAAGGGCGUCGCCGAGCUGGAAAAGAUGGAACCGUCUGGCCCGGGAUACAGCGCGAAUCUCUACAAUGUUGAUAAUCUGAAACUAGUGGCCAUGAUCGGUCAGGGCAAGUAUGGCACGGUCUGGAAGGGCAUGGUAAACGAGCAACCGGUCGCGGUGAAAAUAUUUGCUGGCCAACACAGACAGUACUUUUUGAACGAACGAGAUAUCUACACCGUGCCGCUUAUGGAAUCUCCCGCGCUGUUAACGUAUUUUGGAUCCGAUGAGCGGCGAACGAUGGACGAUCGUAUUGAAUAUCUGCUGGUGCUUUCAUUGGCCCCUCUCGGCUGCCUACAGGACUGGUUGACGGACAAUCGUGUCCCGUUCGAUACAUUCUGCCGGAUGGGUCGAUCGAUUGCGAACGGAUUGGCACACCUGCACACCGAAAUCCGCAAGGGUGACCUGGUAAAACCGUGCAUCUGCCACCGGGAUCUAAACUCGCGCAAUAUUCUCGUCAAGGCGGACCUUACUUGUUGCAUCGGGGAUUUGGGCUUUGCACUGAAAACGUUCGGCGCUCGGUACGAAUAUCGCGGCGAGAUCACGCUGGCGGAAACGAAAAGCAUCAAUGAAGUAGGCACGGUCCGUUACAUGGCGCCGGAGGUGCUCGAGGGUGCCGUCAAUCUGCGUGACUGUGAGUCCGCGCUGAAACAGAUUGACGUGUACACGUUGGCACUGGUGCUUUGGGAACUGGCAAACCGUUGCGAAGAUUUCUUCCCCGAAGACAUCCCGGUGCCAGAAUAUCGGGCUCCGUACGAAGAGUACGUCGGGUCGAACCCGAGCUUCGAGCAGAUGCAGGUGCUUGUUUCGCGCAACAAGGCCAGACCUACGUUCCCGCUGCACUUUGGGCAAGGCUUGGUGACACAAAUCGUGCGCGAUACGUGCGAAGACUGCUGGGAUCACGAUGCGGAAGCUCGCCUUACCGCCAUGUGUGUACAGGAGAGACUGCAGGAAAUUUCGCAAAUAAACCCACAUGCCCGAACCGUUCCCUCGAAGGGUUGUAGCGAUGAUGGCGAGGGCGAAGGUGGCAUUGGAAAGAACCAACUGCACAGUCUCGAAAGCGAUGGAAUGGUGAAUGUCACGGCGAUGGAGCGAUAUAAUAGCCCCGAUGGGACGAUUAUGGCGUUCAUGACACCACCGAACCAGCAAAUCAUUCCAUUGCCACCGGGUGGUGGAUAUCGGGACGAUACAACUGGAUCAUAUAAAUACGGCAAGCUGGCCUCGUUGGGAAACAUUUCUUCCACGAACACUAGUCAGCAUCAUCCGUCGUCGCAGUCCGACGAGGAUGAACUGCUGCAUGGCACCGGUCGCAAAGGACAGCAACCGCUGAUGCAGAAGGAUACCGAGAUGAAGCGUAGCGGAAAAGCGCUGAGCAGCGUGAAGGUGAUGCUACAGAAAACAUUCCACAAGCACCCGAACAUUACCAACAACAUCAUUCAACACCCGUAUGAUGUACAGCAGGACUGCUACGAUGGAGACGAUCGCUCGAACCUGGUGGUGGUGGUGGAGUCUACUGACGGUUGCCCGCAGCAACCGCAAACGACACCAUCCCAAGAAGAGAUCAUUAUGAACCAUCACAACACCCAACAGUGUGCCAUGGAACGGCCAACAAAUCUCGAUCUCGCGCUCGGCAAGUACGAAAGCAACCUUUUGCUACACGAACCGCGAACCGUCGUCAACGGCAGCCGAGCGGAAGCCGGCGAUGAUCGCGGACAGUACGCCAAAAUGCUAGCCGAAGCCGACUUUGCUAGUCAAUCUUUCGCCAUACUGGAUGAAAACGACGGAGGCGAAGAAGCUUCAGAUCGUCAUGGUCUGGUAUCUGAUCAGAAGCUGCGCAUCGUCGUCUCCAAGUCAGCAAAUGCAAUGCAUCAAUCCAGGGUACCUCGAAUGGACACCACGGCGAGCCACUCGCCACUACUGGUAGACGAUCGUUCCCUCAAACGGCAGCGUUCACUCGAAGUGUUCCACGAGGUGUUUGGACCCAAGGGAAGCAUCGAGCGACUGCGCAAUCCUAGUCAACGCGUUAAAACGCCCGGAGAUGUUCCGCCUUCGGUACGUAAAGUGCGCGCCUCGAAGACACUGUCGCUGUACGACGAUCGGAUGAUGAUGACGACAUCCGUCGGAGGCGGGAAUAGGCUGGCGAACUCUGUAUAGCACGAGGAGGUCUUACUAUUAGAGCUCUGAGAGGUGAACCAGGCAAAUUCUACCCGCACCAGUGAAUGUGCCGGUCAAAACAAAACUCUUUAUAACUACUAGUACCGAGACCAGCGUUUUUUUUAAAUAUGGGAAAUAUAAUGUCUCAUUAAGCAAGUAGGAGACGUUCUUAAACAUUUAUUACGGGGAGUUUAUAAAAUGUAACUUCCAUUUCCAUUUUUCAAACCACAGACCGACAGUAGGACAACUUUUAUUUCUCAUAGUUACCUCACAUUUUCUUCGUUGGUAAAAAACGAAAGUACCGAUAGUUACACAAACUUAUUCAUCUUGAGAAUGUACGAAAAUAAUUGUACGUAGAACGAAAUGGUAUCUUUUUCUGGCUGGAGCAUAAAUUAGAUGUAACCUUAAAUGAGGAACUUUUGCGUGGUUGGGAAUUAAAUACUUUCCACCGUACAUACAAAUAAGCAGGCAAAGUCUGCGAGCCGAUUACGAUUACGGAAACUAAAGCCUCCGGUUUAAAUGCCUACUUUGAUGGUUUGUUGCCCCGUUUGAAAAAAUAAGGAAUAAAUUAAUGCCUCUAUUUAACAUGCACUAGGAUCUCUGCAAUCGGCGAAACAGGUCAGGAAUGUCUAGGAAUACUUGAACAAACACGUCGUAAAAUUAAUGAAAAUUCAACAAAGCAAAGCUUGAAAAGUUGUACUAUUUAGUGUCAUCACAGAAAAAGGGCUUCUGCAGUAGCCCGGUACUUUAUCGCACGUGUGCAAAUAAAUGCACAACUACUUUACUUCUGUCUGGCAAAUGCUCCCCUUACGAUUGCAUUUCAGUUAGGGGCGACGGAGACAUGAUGAACAGUAUUUAAAUACGGAAACGGAGUAAGCUAAGCGAAUGAUUCGAUCCAUACCAAAAGAAACCAAAAAUGACAAAAAAAAUUAAAAUACAUUGGAUGAUCUAAAUUGUGAAAAUAAAGUUUAGCAAAAAGUAUUAUUAGGCAUGCAUAUAUUCUAGAGUAAAAGAAUUUUGUUAUCACUUUAUAUGAUAUUUAUGUCCGAAAUUCACCAAUCUGGUACUGUAAUGGGAGACGAACAAAAUUUCGGAUAUUUCUAAGCAUCUGCUAAUAAACUUAAGAUACAUAGCAACACAGAGGGAAACUUGUUGACUGUUUUACAAUGUAAACUUCUUAACUGAUUCAAUAAAAUAGAUAAC